This is a messenger RNA of Brenthis ino (lesser marbled fritillary), 2433 nucleotides long. The record is from the annotation of a GenBank genome assembly. Lineage: Eukaryota; Metazoa; Arthropoda; Insecta; Lepidoptera; Nymphalidae.
AUGUCUAACAAAACUUAUAAUGAUCUUUUAUGUGAUACAUCAGAAUUAAUUGUUGAAGCGACUCAAGCUGAUGAGGCGGUUUUUGAAGCAGGUAGCACAGAACGAUCAACGUUUCAACCAUUGCUGUCUGAACUACGAGUGCGCUAUACAUCGCUACUUUCUAGACUGGAUACAAUAUAUGAUCAGUUAUUGCAGCCACAAAAGCGCUUGAUUGUCAAACGACUGCUGGAAGCCUGUCUGGGAAGACUGCUGGAAAUAAAACACGAUCUUGUAGAACUUCAUUUAUCGGAUUUCACUUAUGACGAUGAUGAGUCACUUCACAAACUUGGAGUCACGCCUCAUGAAGCUGAGCCCUGUGUACCUCAAUAUUUCGUUCGAGAAAGGGAGGAUGAAGUGGAAAAACGUCGCAUUUUUAUCACAGAAACUCUUCGCAAACUUGGAUAUGAGCCGCCUAAGCCGAAACCAUUAGUUCUAACAGAACAGCAAGCUGUGAUAAUCAUUCAAAGUCACGAGAGAGCUAGACAAGGACGGUUGAGAGGGCAGUUCAUGAAAGAAAUUCGCCUCCUAAAGGAAAAAGGUCGGGACCAAAAAGGCGAAAUGUCAGCGUCAGCAGCAACUGCCAUUCAAAGGGUUUGGCGAGGUUUCAUAGCCAGAAGAGCGACUCGAAAGAGAAAACAACAAGAGCAAUUUUUGAUUGGGAUGGAAUUACCUUCAUAUACAGAGUCGGCCGCUUUAUUUAGAGCGGAAGAAGUUAAAAGUUUACGUCGAUCGCUACAAAAAGAACGUGAUGCAGAAUAUCAAGAGGCUUUAGUAAAAAUAGAAGAACAACUUCGAGCAUAUCAUGGUGUUAAAAUAAAUGAGCGCAUCGGUGAUGAGCUUAGGAGGUGGAUAACAGAAUAUUAUGAGAGAACGGGAAAAUUUCCAGAUUUUCCUUCCGAAGAGGGUGGUGGAAGCAGAGCAAUGUUUAGUAGACAAGGAACUGGACUUGAUACUGAACUAAGUAAAUCUUCUCCUGUAUCUUCAAAAGAUUCAAAGAAAAGUAAAGAAAGCAAAGAUAAAAAGAAUAAUAAGGCCGAGGAGAGUAAAAGUAAAGAUGAAGCUGAAGACUUAAAGAACUUUAAAUGUAGUACAUCCAUAUUUCUAAAAGAUAUGGUAGACGCGAAUGAAGAGUACGAGGAUAUAUGGAAAUUUAGCGAAGAUGAAAUUAUUCAACAUGAAAAAUGUGAUAGAGAUAUGAUCGAAAGAGAAAAAAUGGUAAAAUUGGAACAAGAGAUAAGGAAAGUAGUUGAUGAAUUGAUGAGGAGUGAACUUGAGCUCUUACAAGCAGCUUUUGAUAGAGACAGAGCACAUAAAGGAAAAAAAACUAAGAAGCCACAAAAGAAAGUACGGCGUGGUGGUAAGAAAAGUAAAAAGAAGAAAGAAAAAGAUUUAACACCUGAUAGAUCUACUGAGUCCCUAUUUGAAGAGUUAGUUACUAAUGGAAUCAUCCGUCCCUAUCCGGUUGUUAAAAUAGAUGAUUUUAUUGGUGAAAAAAGUUACGUGGGGUCAGAUUGGAGAAAUCAGGGUCGAGAACCUAGUCCAUGUUUAGGUGAUAUACGUCAGCUUAUAAAAGAAUAUUGUAUACUUCCUUUAGGAUCUGAAAAUGUAAGAGCAAAUGCGCCAGUGGUCAGAUCUGUCCUUAUUGCAGGUCCUUCCGGAAGUGGCAAAAAAAUGCUGAUCCACGCUAUAUGUAGCGAAACGGGGGCCAUGUUGUUUGACUUAACGCCCGCAAAUAUAGUUGGAAAAUAUCCAGGAAAAACAGGCCUCAUAAUGUUAAUACAUCUUGUUAUGAAAGUAUCAAGACUUCUUCAGCCAUCAGUAAUAUGGAUGGAUGAAGCUGAAAAACCUUUUGUUAAGAAGAUACCAAAGACUGAUAAAACAGACCCAAAAAGACUGAAAAAAGAUCUGGUGAAGAUUAUAAAAGGAAUUUGUCCGGAAGAUAGAGUAUUAUUUGUUGGAACAUCUAGAACUCCUUGGGAAGCUGAGCAAAAACUUUUAUUUCAAUGUUAUGCAAAAGUAAUACAAAUCCCAAGAGCCGAUUAUGGAAGUAUAUCAUUGAUGUGGCGAACUAAGCUUCACAAAGCAGGUGCUCUGUCUCCAAAAUUAGAGCUGUCGUGCCUAUCAAGAGUUUCUGAUUCUUAUACUAUAGGUAGUUUAUUAUCUGCAUUGGAUUCUGUAUUAACAACUAAAAGGCGGCUACAGUUACGAGUAAGAGCUCUCACUGCCCAAGAAAUAGCUGUACAGUUAAGUGCUCUUGAACCUGUGUAUGCAGAACAAGAUGCAGCAGCAGAGUCCUGGUGGUUAAAAACACCCAUGGAGAGACGUCGACAGAGAGUUUUGCAGAGACUUUUGGAAUUGGAGCAAGAGAAUGAAGAACGGGCUGCCGCUGGGAAA